CACACUGAAGCGUACAACCAGAUAGCUCGUAAGGAUAGCUGGUGUGAUCUCUCGUAUGGGUAACACGUAGGACCUCACAUUUGUCAGGGUGAAAACUAAGUUGCCAAUUUUCGCUCCAUUUCUGUAGCGUGUUGAGGUCACAUUGAGUCCACAAUUUUAAUUUAAGUACUCGGAAAAUGCAAAAGAGCCAUGUGAGUGCAGGGACAGACGGCUUUUUACGGACCGGCUCAAGUCAAACCCUACGGCCUUUUUGAUGAACUUGCAACCCAUCCGGAAGGGAUGCAGUAUUCCCAGUCUUUGCUAUGAAAACCCAGACGAGCUCCUACAAUGAGGCUCAAGGGCUGCAGAACAAACUUGAACCUUUUUUCUUGUAUAUAUACAACCUAUCUUUGACCUCUGUACAAUUUUUUAUCAGGAGAGUUUCAAUGUGUUUGCAUAUCGUUUUUGUUUCUUUCUUUAGAAACAAGCUGCAUCGUCCGGUAAAAGUGAAUUUUUGUCGUCUCUGGUGAAAUUAAAGGACGCUCUACAGGCUCACAGUAAAGAUCAAAAGAGUCCAAAGGAACUAUCAAUGUCCAAGAGUCAGGUGGAAGUGAACAGUCAUCCCUAUAAAGAUGAUGCAGCAAAGACAAAUGGUUCCCCGUUAGCAAAGCCGCUUCCACUGAGUACUGACGAAGUCAGAGAAGACGCGACAAUGUGGCGAAUCACAACAACUCGAAAGCUUGCGGAAUUUGAGCACAAGAUGGCGUCCGUGCGAGACGAUUUGGAUAUCAAUCCGAUGAUGGAUAAUCCAGUGUUUUCGACAGGGAGUUCUGUUAAUCUGUUUUGCCCUUUGUGUCAUGAAAUGUUUGUGAACCCUCGACUGUUGCCAUGUCUGCAUACGUUUUGUAAAAGAUGUUUGGAAAACCUUGUGGUCCCGAGGUCAAGUUCGCUCAGCUGCCCUGCUUGUCGUACAGAUGUCCCUCUCACGGAGCGUGGUGUCGGCGCUUUCCCGCCAAAUUUCGUGGUAACCACCAUGAUGGACGUGGCGGCAGUGCGCGCGCACGAUAAGAACCCGAUCAUGUGUAGCAGCUGUGAAGACAAACUCCCUGCGGCUGCGCGGUGUAUCGAAUGCAUGGACUUUCUCUGUCAUGACUGUAGAAAUGCUCACAUGAGACUGAGGCUAACCAAGACUCACAGGGUUGUGUCCUUAGACGAACUCAAAUCCAGUCCACGUCCUGAAGAUUUACUCCAUCGUCCAAUCUUCUGCAUGGAACAUACCCAUGAAAAGCUAAGGUACUACUGCGAGAGCUGCGAACAAGCUAUUUGUCGCGAGUGCACCAUGACUUCUCACUCGACGGAACGUCACAAAUACACCCAGUUGACUGAUACCAUCGACAAGCAGACUCAAAACAUUUCUCAGCUGGCAGAGAAACUCAAAAGGAAGGUCCCAAUUGUCACGCAAUCUACCAAAGACGUGGAGGAAGUCACAUGCCGACUCGAGGCCCGGGCGGAAGUGGCAAAGUCUGAGAUUCAGAAAUGCUUUCCUCGUAUUUUAAAAGCUCUACAAGAUCGCGAAAAAGGAAUGAUGGCUGAAGUAGAGACUAUGGUACAAAGAAAAUCAAAAGUCCUGGGAUUACAACAGGAAAGAUUGGAAAAUGAAUUAAAACGUCUUACAACUACCUGCAACUUUACAGAGGAAGUUUUGAGGCAUGGAAACUCUGUGGAAAUCCUUGUCAUAAAGAAACAGCUUUGUGACAGACUAAAUGACCUCAUCUCCACCAAGUUUCAAGGAGAGCCCGAAGAAAACGACGUCAUCUACUUUGUGGCCAACCAGGAUGAAGUUCUGAAGGCACUUGAGAACCUUGGGCAGAUUAAAACGAGUAACGCCUUCCCCACCAAUUGUACGGUAGCCGAUGACAUGAAGAAUGCAACGAAGGGAAGGAGAUCAAAAUUUACAGUUCUUACGCGUGAUCACAGUGGGGCCCAGUGUACUGGUGGCGGUGAGGAUGUAAUGGUUGAUGUGUACACGUCAGAUGGAAGAACCGUGCCUGCCGAAGUAAGACCGCUUGGCUCCUCCCCAGGCUCUUCACAUGCGCUCUCUCGCUACAACUCACAAAAUGUUGAGGACCACAGAAAUGGUUCUUACGGAGUCAGUUACAGUCCUUUUAAUGUUGGAAUGCACAAGGUGUCCGUGACUGUCCGAGACAAGCACAUUCAAGGUAGUCCUUUCAAAGUCAAUGUUGUCAACAGCGGGGAGUCGUAUCUCAAGUUUGGCAAAAAAGGAACGGAAAUUGGAGAAUUCAACGGGAUAUUUGGCGUUGCUGUUGACGACGAAGGGCGCAUCAUCAUCACAGACUGCCACAACCACAGAGUGCAAGUUUUCAAUCAAAAUGGCGGAUUCAUGUUCCAGUUUGGACGCAAAGGGGAGGGUAGUGGACAGUUCCAAUGUCCCACUGGGGUAGGGGUGGAUCCUGAUGGGAGGAUUGUUGUCUGCGAAAGACUGGGCAGCAGAAUGCAGAUAUUUGAUCGAGAUGGAAUGUUCCUUCAUAAAUUCUCCGUUCCAGACCUUAAGGCCUCCACACUAGCAGUAGAUGCUAAUAGAAGAAUCAUUGUUGCUGACUCAGCAAAUCGCUGUAUUCACGUCAUCUCACUGGAUACAGGUCAGUCUUUCAAGUUUGGUUCUUUUGGAGACGGCAAUGGCGAACUGAAUUACCCAUGCUACGUUGCGGUGAAUUCUCAGGGUCACAUCAUUGUGUCGGACAUGCACAGCCACCGUAUUCAGGUAUUUGAUCCACGUGGUCGUUUCAUGUUCAAUUUCGGCCGCAAGGGGAGUCAGGACGGGGAGUUAAUGCGCCCCACUGGGGUAGCAGUGGGUCAUGACGGAAACAUUAUUGUCGCCGACCGAGACAAUCAUCGGAUUCAAGUCUUUUCCAGUGAGGGACGUUUUGUCACGAAAUUUGGUACUAAGGGGGAUGGUGACGGUCAACUGAACGACCCACAUGGCCUCGCUUUGACGCCGGAAGGAAAUAUAAUUGUUGCAGACUUUCGAAAUAAUCGUGUCCAACUUUUUGGGCAACCGGCAUGAAAGUAGAGUUUUGAAAACGUUCGCUUAGUGAAAAUGUGCAAGUAUUCGUACGGGACACAAGUUCCGAACACUAGAGAGAGAAUGGGCACUGGAUAGGUUGCGGAGAUGGCAAAUAUUUGGAGUACGGCUGUAGCGUUAGAUCGCCCUGGGCACGUGUUUGGUGGAAUGUAAACAUGUGACCAGAAUCUCGCAUAGUUCCAUUUCUCCGAGGAGUUGAUGUUAAUUUAGGUAUAUAAUAUCAGUUAUUUAAACUAUGAAAUGGUAUCAAGGAAUUUUUGGGAAGGAGUGCAACAAAUCAAUCCCUAGUUUUCUUCUUGCUGUAUCUUACAUAUCCUGUUGUAUCUAAUUAAACUUUUAGGCGUAUAGAUACAAGCUAAGAGGCAAAACGCCUUAACUUCAUUUAUUUUUAAUCAAAAUUCGCUUCAGUCUGCUUUCGGUCUCUCAUGAAACGCGCAUGGGGCGCAUGGGGCGCAAGGUGGGGGUGGAGGCGAAUCUCCCAAAGUCUGGUAUUUAAAAAAAUAGAAAAAAAAAAAAAAACUCUCAUAAAGGGGAAAUAAUUAUAACAACAAAAUUUGGCAUCACAUCGUACUUAAAAUAAGUAACAAUACAUUUUCUAAAUUCGUCACAUCUGUAGUGUUUAAAGUAAGGAAAUUUGGGCAGAAAGGCACCACCACCCACCCCCGCUGAGGUCUGUUAAAAGUCCGUGUGCCAUGGUGUGAAUGGUGGUACUAUUCUAUCCCAACUUUCAAUUCCUUUUUUUUUGGGGGGGGGGAGGGUGGUGAUGUGAAAUAAAUCUAAUAAGUUUGAACCGAAAAAAGGACAAUUACCAAAGGUAAAACUAAACCAAUGCCUAUUUAAUCUAGAAAAGCUAAACAAGUGCCUUGCUUUUGUUUUUGGAAGAAGCUUUGGUUUUACAUAAAAAAAAUUUAAAUUCUCAUCUUAUUGGCAAUUUUUCUCACAAUAAUCUGUGGGUAGCUUGCCUUGCAGAAUAUUCUUUAGUCGUUGACUUUUCCAGUGCCUUUUAAAGCAAAAAUUGUAACAAAAAUUCAAUACAAUUUGGAAAAGUGCCGAUUACCGGUAAUCAAACAAGCCUGUGUUGCAAUCUGUGGAAUAACUUCUGUUCUAGCUUGACAUUUUUAUCUUCUAUUUUUGUAUGUUUUGUAAUACAUUUUUGUUUUAUUUUUUAUAAUUUAAAAGAUCUUUUAGAGGCAUUGGUAAUGAUUUUGAGACAGGGACCACUCUCAUACAGGAAACUGUAAUGACUUUAAACUUUACUUAUAAAACAGUAACUUUACCCUUAUUAGCUUUCAUGAAAAUCAUAUCCUUAAUGAUUCCUUUUGUUCUAUAGGAGAUUAAGUCAAAAGUGAUAUAUUUGUCAUGAUCAAACUGUUUCACUGUUUGACAGAGGCUAGCUAUGAUAACAUAACGAGCUAUGAUUUCAGCAAAACAUGACCAUCAAAGUUUGUUCUCUGAUUUAAGGCUUAGCUGCAAAUUCUUUGCAAUAGCAUGCACGAGUUUUAAGAAUUAUUGUGUUUAUUGAGAUCAGAGGAAUAAAAGAAAUCAUAAAAGUUAGAGGUAACAGAAGUUUGAUCAAAUCAUAUUUUUAUUGAAAAAUUGCAACAAAAUUACACUUUUGCAUUGAUGUAAGCGUAGAAUUCCCAGUUGUUUUUUAUUAAUCAGGGCCAUUUGCUGUUCCACAUAAAAAUAUGUCACAAGCAUUUUAAGAUUUAUAUUCAUUUUUGUAUCAAUUAAGCACGUUGUCUUUAGAAGUAAAGGCUUUGAAUAGAACACAUUUAGCUGAGUUAAGACAGGUAGGGUGAAAUAAUUUCCAUUCAAUAAAGCAAAAAUAAAACCAUUUCACAAGUUAA
Molecule: messenger RNA, 4932 nt
Organism: Stylophora pistillata
Lineage: Eukaryota; Metazoa; Cnidaria; Anthozoa; Scleractinia; Pocilloporidae
Molecular function (GO): protein binding; zinc ion binding
Source: RefSeq, a predicted model, not a curated record